CUCUCUUAGUUUUACUUUACAUUUCAUACAUAAAGUCAUAAACACCAGCAUAUCUACUGCAAUAUUCCGCACCAAUAUAUGAGGUUCUGGAAAUAAAGUCACUGUAUUCAACUUGCCUGCAUAUCUAGCUCAUCUCACACGCUAGAGUUGGAAAUGAUUCUAACUUGCCUGAAACCAACAAAAAUUAAUUUACUAAAGCAGAAUUGCAGAACAAAUGGCUUGCUCACUGCAUUCCGAUUGCCAAAAGGCCCCUGCAAAAAAGAAAUUCAAAAGGUUCAAACAUCUGACAGGCUGAGAAAUUCAAAAGCAUAGCACUCUUGGCUGAUACAACUGUUUGAGCUGAGAAAAAAAAAGAGAGCGACAUGGCUGAUACAACUGGCGGUGUAAACAUUUUUCCCCCGUGAUAAUCUGAUCAAAAGAAGAAUAUAUAGCAAAAUUUUAUUAGCAUUGUGCUCUUCUACAUCAUCGUUCUAGGAAAAUCGGCCAAGAAAAUGAGUGAUCAACUGAUCAAGCACGGGAUGCAGUGACGUACGCUGUCGUCGCCUUAGUUAUAUCAACUUUUUUUGUCGAUGAAACCCUUAAUUAUAUCACUGUCAUGUUCGUGGCGUGUAAGCUGCUUUCGAUUGUUUUCAUUCUUGUUCUUCACUUCCUCGCUGCACGAGUGAACAGAAUCUACUUCUAAAUUAAAUUAGUACUAGUGGAUUAUAUUAAACUGAUGUCUCCUCACGUUAGUGAUUAUUGCUAAUUAAUCCCUCGAGGUACUAUAUAAUCGGUUCUUCAGUAGCCAUGAACUGCACCCCAAACACUUUCUCCAAAUUUCUUCAUCUUCCAAAUUCGACGACUAAAACUUAGCUCUGAAGAAUCUCAUCACAAACCAUGGGUUUCAUGGCCAUGAUGGUGUCAUGGCCUGCCAUUGCUGCUGCCUUCAUCGUGGCGGCAUCGCUGUCGUCGCCGGCGGCCAUGCGUGCCUCGGCCGCCGCCGCCGCCGGUGGCGGAGGAGGGAAUAAUCCCACGGCCGGGUUCGCGAAGGUGGACCUCACCGGCGGCGACUUCCAGGUGCAGAGACCGUACGACGUGCCGGAGAGCCGGCGGUUCCGGUACCGUGACGGCGUAUGGACGUUCUGGGUGUACGACUCCGACAAGCCCUUCAACACCGCCACCCACACCAACCCUCGCACCGAAGUCAGGCUCAGGGGACAUGACUAUUCAUCGGGAGUGUGGCAAUUUGAAGGAUAUGGAUACGUGCCAUCAGGAACAUCAGGGGUAUCGGUGAUGCAGAUCCACAAUGAGGAAGGUGCAGAGCAUGCGACUAUACUAAUGUUGCACGUCUACGAUGGUGUGUUGCGCUUCUAUGAUGGUCCGGCCAUUGAGAGCAACAUCUACAACCGGUGGUUCCGGCUUAAUGUGGUACAUGAUGUUAAAGCAUCGACGGUGGCUGUGUACAUCGACGGCAAGCAAAAGUUCUCCACCAAUGUGAUCCCUAGCGAGUCGUAUUAUUUUAAGUUUGGAGUGUACAUGCAGCACCGUGAUUGGUCCAAUUGCAUGGAGUCCCAAUGGACCAAUGUCACGGUCUACACAAAGUCUUAUUAGUUUGCUAUAUAGGUAUCACCGUUGUUGCCAUGGUAUAUAUCAACAUUAGUUUGUACAUGUAAUUAUGUAUCAAGAGAGAUGAAUAAAGUUUACACCUAUCUUGGUUGUCUCA
This is a messenger RNA of Oryza sativa Japonica Group (Japanese rice), 1702 nucleotides long. Its product is annotated as citrate-binding protein. The record is from RefSeq and is a predicted model, not a curated record. Lineage: Eukaryota; Viridiplantae; Streptophyta; Magnoliopsida; Poales; Poaceae.